AUGAAGGCAACCACCUGGCUCGUCGCCCUUGUGGCUACUGCAAUUGCUGUUCCCGUGGCCCAGCCGAUCACCGAGCCAGCUCUGGAUGCCGACGCCAUUCAGGACAUCGAACGCCGCCAGUCGGUUGGCACGACUUCCAACGAGUUCAAGAAUGGUGGCUGCCGAGAUAUCAUCUGGUUCUUCGCCCGCGGCAGCACUGAAGUCGGCAACAUGGGCGCCGUCGUCGGCCCGCCCACCGGCCAGCGCCUCAAGCAGAUCUUCGGCUCCGCCCGCGUCGCCGUUCAAGGCAUCGACUACCCAGCCCUUCUCUCCACCAAUUUCCUUCCCGGUGGCGCUGACCUCGGCGGAAUCGCCGAGAUGCGUAGUCUCCUAACCCAAGCAGCGAGCCAAUGCCCCGGCUCCUCUAUCCUCGCAGGUGGCUACUCUCAGGGCGCCGCACUGGUCCACCGUGCUAUCGAGAAUCUGCCACAGAGCGUCAAAGACGCGAUUGAUGGCGUGGUGACGUUUGGGGAUACGCAGAACCUGCAGGAUCUUGGACGCAUUCCGAAUUUUCCGAGGGAGAAGCUCAAGGUCUUUUGCAAUGUGGGUGAUUUGGUUUGCGUGGGCACGCUUACGAUCACGGCGGCGCAUUUGACCUAUGGGAGUGAUGCGAAUGCUGCGGCGGACUUUUUGGCGACACGGGCCAGAGCUGGCGGUGCUUGA
Molecule: messenger RNA, 702 nt
Organism: Cyphellophora attinorum
Lineage: Eukaryota; Fungi; Ascomycota; Eurotiomycetes; Chaetothyriales; Cyphellophoraceae
Product: putative cutinase 3
Exons: 2
Coding region: 1-702 (233 amino acids)
Biological process (GO): carbohydrate catabolic process
Cellular component (GO): extracellular region
Molecular function (GO): cutinase activity
Source: RefSeq, a predicted model, not a curated record